AUGGUGCUUGUCGCUGAGAAUCUACCACGCCCCACGGCGCUAACCCCACCUCCAUUUGAGUCCUCCCCAAAGAUGCGUGUGUUGUGCUUGCACGGGUUUCGUACCAACAAGCAGGUCAUGAUGGACCAAACGCGCGGAAUUCGAGCGGCACUGGGAGGUUCGGCCGAAUUCGUGAUGCUCAACGGGACAUAUGAAGCUCGCGGGACGAGCGACCCGAUGAUCGAGAGUGCGUACAGGGCCAGUGCUCCGUUCUACGAAUGGUUCGAGAACCAAUUGGCUGAUGGAUCUCCGCUACUGUAUAACGACGCCGAGUCGUCAGCAAAGGCGCGUCUCCAAAGUGGUGCGGACCAAGGCGAGGAGCAUGCGUGGAGCUUAUCUUACAAGGGUAUCGAGCAUUCAAUGGCGAGGAUCGACGAGGAACUUCGUCGUCAUGGCCCGUUCGACGUCGUCAUUGGGUUUUCUCAAGGUGCUGCUCUGUUGACGAUUCUGACGAUGUGGUACCUUCGUCACGGCAAUGUGCGCUGGUGGAAGCUCGUGAUCUGUGUUGGUGGCGUGGAUGUGAGUGGGGUCAAUGUGAAAUCUCUCUUCCUGGACAAGUCAGGCAAUCGCGUUCUAGUGCCUUUGCCUUCGAUUCAUCUCAUUGGCAAGACAGACCCACUUUACCAGGAGUCCCAUCGAUUAGCAUUAUCGUGGGCAGACAAAGCGGAGCCUAAUGGAUUUAAGAAGCAAAUCUACGUUCACGACGGUGGACAUAAAUUCCCUUCUGCUUCGAGAAACCGCGAGUUUUACGCAGAGCUGGGUAGCGUAAUCAAACAGCACUGCAACAAGGGAGCUGAGACUACCGCGUCGAGACUGUAA
Messenger RNA from Phytophthora infestans T30-4, 858 nucleotides. RefSeq names its product serine hydrolase (FSH1)-like protein, putative. Gene Ontology annotation, cellular component: nucleus; cytoplasm. The record is from RefSeq and is a predicted model, not a curated record. The transcript has a single exon. The coding region runs from base 1 to 858 and encodes 285 amino acids. Lineage: Eukaryota; Oomycota; Peronosporomycetes; Peronosporales; Peronosporaceae.